CAACAUCCAGGACAUCGCCCCAGAUUGGGCCAGUGAUAAGAUGGCCGGGGACGCCCACAGCCCGGCCGACGAUGGCCCAGCCGAUCAUACCGAUGGAAGUGCCUCGCAGCCGCCCGCGAAGAAGCGCCGCACUGGCACGUCGUCCAGAGGCGUCGCCAACCUCACCCCCGAACAGCUCGCCCGCAAGCGCGCCAACGACCGCGAGGCCCAGCGCGCCAUCCGCGAGCGCACCAAGAACCAGAUCGACACGUUGCACCGGCGGAUCCAGGACCUCGAGAGCCAGCAGCCGUACCACGACCUGCAGCUGGUGCUGCGCGAGAAAGACCAGGUCGCCGCCGAGCUCCACGAGGUGCGCAAGCGGCUGGAGAGCAUCGUGGCCAUCGCCUCGCCCGCGCUGCGCGGCCCCAACGGCCUGAGCGAACUGGCAGCCGCAGCAACGCGCUCGCCCCUUCCCGCUCCUCCGCCCCACCCGCGCGCCCUCCACGCCAAACUCGGCGACAUCGCAGCUGCCUCUCCCCAGAAUGGCGCCCAGUCGCCCGGCGCCGCUGAGGGAGCGCGCCACUGGGGCUACGCCGGCGAGCAUCCCCCCAACCACGACCGCCACUGGGACGGCGCGCAGUACCACCAUGAACGCGGCUCCCACGGGACGCCCGAGAUGCCCUUCGACCAGAUGCCCUUCGACAACGACAAGAGGAUGGGCGUCAACUUCCUGCUCGAGAACAACGGACAGUCGCAGAACCUGGACCCGAGCCUGCCUCCUCCCCCGCCAGUCACCAUCACCACCACCAGCCUGGGCAGUGGCCUCGGGCACCACGCGCCCAUUCUGGUGCCUCAUCUCACCCUACCCCGCAACGUGCCCACGACGUGCCCGCUGGAUGCAAUCUUGCUUGACUUCCUGACCGAUCGCCAAGGCCGUGCUGCACAGGGCGAUCAUAUCAAGACCAUCGUGGGGCCCAUGUAUCCCAAUUUCACGCCCAUAGUCCAUCCGGAACGCAACGUUGACGCUCAUCCCUUGUCCAAACUGUUCACCGACAUCCUGCGCACGUUUCCGGACAUCUGCGGGCUGCCUGAGCAGGUUGCCAUUGUUUACAUCAUGUUCCUGGUCAUGCGCUGGCAGAUCGAACCGUCGGCAGAGAAUUACGACAGGCUGCCAGACUGGGUCACACCGCGAGCUUCCCAGCUCUUCGUCCCUCAUCCCGUCUGGAAUGAUCACCUGCCAUGGCCCAAAUUACGCGACCGCUUGAUCAAUUCCCCGACGCCCGUGCCGUUCGAUGCCUUCUUCAUCCCCUUCACGACUACAGUCUCCCUGAACUGGCCCUACGAACCACGCGACUGUCUACUUCCGGCGUCAAAGCUCCACCCCUCGUCGCUGUCUGCCACGUCUUCCAUCCCAGCCUCGAGCCCAUAUUCCACAGCCGUGAAUGCCGGCUCACCUGCAGGACCGCACACGCCCCACACCAUCAGCACGCCCGGCGUGCCCAAGGAGGACGAAGAUUGGCUCAUCAACCCCGCCUUCGAGAGCCACCUCCGCAACCUCAACAACUGGAGCCUGGGCCCUGCCUUCCGCUCCGUCUUCCCCGCCUUCGGCGAUGCGGUCCGCAUCAAAGAAGGACGCUAGCGCGGCCUGUAGAUGUCUGCCGCGCGCGGCCGGGUCUGGGGGCGUCUGGGUGCCUUUUCAAAUAUACUUAUCGCGAGUAUCUGUAUGAUUAUUUACAACGGCCACGUCACCAUCUUGCUUAUUCACAGUAUCGGUAUGCUAUCAUGACUUAGUAUUCGCCUGAGGAUGGAGUUGGGCUGGGGUUCAAUGUUGGAGAGAUGGGCCGGCCGAAUUACGACGACGAUUUAACAGUGUAUAGAUAGGCUUCGUGCAUCGAUAGUAGCCCAUUGGGGCUCGUUAUACCAACGAAUUAAGGAGAUUUGUUCGC
This is a messenger RNA of Paraphaeosphaeria sporulosa, 1925 nucleotides long. RefSeq lists its product as uncharacterized. The coding region runs from base 41 to 1618 and encodes 525 amino acids. The transcript has 3 exons. NCBI's taxonomy places the organism in Eukaryota, Fungi, Ascomycota, Dothideomycetes, Pleosporales, Didymosphaeriaceae. The record is from RefSeq and is a predicted model, not a curated record.